AUGUACAGAAUCCAGCCCAACACGCUGAACGGCCGGGCGGUGUACAAGAAAGAUCGCUCAGAAGCGUAUCUUCUCUACACCACUCUCCGCGACUGGAUGUUCUCAGGGCGACCGGACGCCGGAGGGCAACGCUGUGAGGGAUGGGCGUGGGGAGCCCCUGACAUGAGGAGAGAGCUGUUCACCAUAAAAAAAGGUCAGUUACAUGUCGUUAUAUGA
Molecule: messenger RNA, 216 nt
Organism: Cladocopium goreaui
Lineage: Eukaryota; Dinophyceae; Suessiales; Symbiodiniaceae
Source: the annotation of a GenBank genome assembly